GUGUCUAAGAGAAACAUGGCGUCGCACUUGUGAAAGUCAUGAGCCACACGUCUGGGAAGAAUUGCCGUUGUUUAUCGUGACAUUUGGGCGAUAUUGUAUUACAAAUUACAACUAUAUCAAUGAUACAUUAAGACGUUAGGCACCACAUUGCAUUUAAACGAGAUACAUAGACCUAUUUCAUCGGGGACUGCAGGUGUAUUAAAAUGGAUCAAGAACAGCAGCUACGAAAUUUAAAGGAUUUCCUGUUAGUUUACAAUCGGAUGACCGAGAUCUGCUUUCAGCGAUGCACAACCAACUUCAAUUACAGAGCUCUUACUAUGGACGAGGAGCGUUGUACUGAUAGCUGCGCUGGUAAGCUCAUCCGCUCCAACCACCGCCUGAUGGGCACCUACGUGCAGCUAAUGCCUGAAAUGGUGCAGCGGCGGAUGCAGGAGAUGGAGAGCAAGGCUGCUGAGCUGGACCGAGCAGAGGCUCAGGCUGCCAGUGCAGGAGUGGAGCAGGCAGCGGUGCCAGCGAUGCCAGGCCUGGAAGCCACACAUGUGCCUGUUGGCAUCACGCCAGACAUGGCAGCGCCCGUCAUCACCACAGAUGCCCCACCUCCACCUGUGUUUGUCCAUGAAGCCACAGCAGCAGUGGCAGAUCUAUCUGGCGUAGUUCCACCUGCUGCAGACAUGCCGGUGAUGAAUGGACCGUCCUUCACAAACGGUGCUGGGAACGGUGAACCAGCCUUUGUCCUGUCACCAGCUCCACCAGAACUGUCAGGUCCAGUGGGCCUACUCUCUGGUAUAUCAGAAGCCCCUGUUGUAUCCUCUGAAGCAAAGGUAGCAUUGCCCAUAGCUGUUGAAGGACCAAUGAUACCCUUUUCUAUACCACCAGUAGUGACCGAGAUACCUUCUCUCAGCGUUUCUGUGGAAAAGAUGACUCCUUCACUCUUAGAGCUGCCGUCCACAGUAACGCCAGCCCUGCCCACGGUCACUGUACCAUCACCACCAGAGUUUAGCGCCUCAGUACCUGGUUUGAUGAAUGCCGCAUCAGAUGCCAUUGCACCUGCUCCUGUUCCUGUCCCUGAACCUAAAGCUGCAGAUCUGACCAAAGGCAUGUCUACUUCAAGCACCAAUGGCUCUGGAGGCGAUUCCCAGUCCUCAUCUUGAGUUAAACAGACUGUUCUCUUUUGUUGUUACAGAAUGAUUAAUCAAAUACAAAAAUGCGCUAACUAAAUGAAAAUAACUAAAUGCUCAAACAUUGCACAUAUAUGUAAUGACUGUGAACCUUUUUAUUAAAAAGAUUCAGUGCUGGAGAGAAA
Messenger RNA from Sardina pilchardus (European sardine), 1303 nucleotides. It is a transcript of the gene timm10b, whose product is annotated as translocase of inner mitochondrial membrane 10 homolog B (yeast). Lineage: Eukaryota; Metazoa; Chordata; Actinopteri; Clupeiformes; Clupeidae. Bases 204 to 1151 code for a protein of 315 amino acids. The record is from RefSeq and is a predicted model, not a curated record. Gene Ontology annotation, cellular component: mitochondrial intermembrane space chaperone complex. The transcript is spliced from 3 exons.